GUGGCCGGCGGCGCGCGUGCGCGGGGCGGGCGCUCGGCGGGCGCUCCGGGGCGGGGAGCGAGGCCGGAGUCGCGGAGCGGUGCGGGACGCGCUGUGUGCGGGAGUCACUCACUCACUCACUCGCUCACUCUGUGUGCCGUUCGGUGCGGAGCGCUGCCGGCGUGUCCCAUGUCGGCUCCGUUCGAGGAGCGCAGCGGGGUGGUGCCCUGCGGGACGCCCUGGGGCCGCUGGUACCAGACGCUGGAGGAGGUGUUCAUCGAGGUGCGCGUCCCGCCGGGCACCCGCGCCAAGGACGUGCGCUGCAGCCUGCGGAGCCGGCACAUCUCCCUGGCCGUGUGCGGGCAGGAGCUGCUGCAGGGUAAACUUUUUGACUCUACAGUAACUGAUGAAGGAACAUGGACCUUAGAAGACAGGCAGAUGAUACGAAUUGUUCUAACAAAGACAAAUAGAGACGCUGGAAAUUGUUGGACAUCUCUGUUAGAAAAUGAAUAUGCUGCUGAUCCUUGGGUACAGGACCAGAUGCAAAGGAAACUUACACUGGAGCGCUUCCAAAGAGAAAACCCUGGGUUUGACUUCAGUGGAGCAGAAAUUUCUGGAAACUACAGCAAAGGGGGACCAGACUUUUCUAGUCUUGAAAACUGAACUUUUUAUAUGUGAUCCUUUAGACAAAUUACAUGUUACCAUUAAGGACUGGAAUCAUGUAACUGUUGAAGACUUCAGUGAUCUCUUCAAUGGAUUGUUGUCAAAAUUACUUACUUCAGUGAAGAGAAAGAAGAUCUUUUCCAGCAGAAUGAAGACAAAAUGUUAGCAGCUGAUUUAUAAGCUGUGAUACUAAGACACAGACUAUAGAGAAAGGUGUACAUAAAAAAAAGUAAGGACUUUAAGCA
This is a messenger RNA of Catharus ustulatus (Swainson's thrush), 887 nucleotides long. It is a transcript of the gene NUDCD2, whose product is annotated as NudC domain containing 2. The transcript has 4 exons. Bases 169 to 642 code for a protein of 157 amino acids. Gene Ontology annotation, cellular component: cytoplasm. Gene Ontology annotation, biological process: protein folding. The record is from RefSeq and is a predicted model, not a curated record. Lineage: Eukaryota; Metazoa; Chordata; Aves; Passeriformes; Turdidae.